AUGCGGGAACAUUAUUCAGCCCGUCAAGGCGGCCUCAGGGGUCAUACCGGAGCCCUACAAUAUCAUCGGGAUAUCUUUGAAGAUAAUGGAUUUCUGCCUUCAGGAGGAACUUCAACUUAUCACUCUCCACGACCAGGUCCAGCAAUAGUCGACGAAUUUGGUAGUAUGUGGCGACAGGCCGAUGAGUACAGUGACAGCCCAAUAAACACCUACCAGGACGGUCUACAUCCCAACAACAUGCAGGAAUACUCAGAGUCUAUGAUUUACCGAAGAAUGCCAACCCCCAAUUAUUUCGAACAAAACCAAAAACAUGCUCGACGAAUGGUAUCCAAUUCUUACUCUCGUUCACCGUCACCCCCAAAACGUCGAAAAGCAGCCAAAAAAGAGAAUAAGAGAUCAAAACUCGAAAAGCCGCUUAGCGAGUUGACUAGACAUCUCGAACAUAUCCCGAUUAAAAACACAGAAGCAUGGGUGAACAGAUCGCUUGAAGAACGCCGCAAGGAGGUUGGCAAUGAUGGGUUCAUCAAACGCCCUUCCAAUUCCUUCAUACUGUAUCGUUCAGCAUUUGCAGAUCGUUGCAGAGAGUAUGAAAAGUCAAACAAUCAUCAAGACAUUUCAUCAAUGGCCGGAGCAAGUUGGGCUAUUGAAUCGUCCGCUGUUCGAAAACAAUAUGAAGAUUGGGCUAAGAAAGAGCGCGAAAAUCACCAAGCAGCUUUUCCUGAUUACAAGUUUCAACCACAGACUCAAGAAGCAAAGGCUCGCAAGCGCAAAGAAAAGUUUGACGAAGAACCUUUUGAAGAAAGUGACCCAGAAGACCCUACCUAUUACGGACGACGAGGCACGACCCCUGCAAGCGCUCGAUCAGCCAGGCCUAAAAAAGUCCGAAGGGAUUUUAGAGAGUCCAGCUACACACCUAGCCUGGGUUCCGAAGGUGAAUGGGGCAGCCCACAAGCAUAUCCCAGCGCUCUCCACGAGUCCGCUUAUUUCCAUGGAGCGAUGCCGGGCAAGCCAAUACCGACCGCCCUUCCCCGCAGCGGUCCAGGAGGUGGGUAUUUCCAGACAGCAAGUUAUCCGAAUGCAAGUUACUCCAACCUCGGUCAUAUAGAGGACAUCUCGUACCAUACGAGUGAUGCACCGGACACACUCUAUGGCUCGCAAAUUCCAGCUGGACUUCCAGGAGCGUCCCAUGAAGAGCUGAUGGCUGACACAAGUCUCGACAAUGGCCACUUGACAUUCACAGCGCCUACAUUAGAUCCGGAUCUUCUGGCAUUCGACCACACCCUACAGAGCCAAACGGAGGACCAAGCCGCGGUAGCAGCUGUGGGAGGGUUCCAUGCCAAUGACUAUAUUAGUAGCGACCAGGUGGAGUUCGGAGGGGAGGCAGGGCUCUCUGAUGGCAUCGAAAAAUGGGAUCACUUCGAUGAAUGA
Bacidia gigantensis is the source of this 1428-nucleotide messenger RNA. RefSeq lists its product as uncharacterized. Gene Ontology annotation, biological process: regulation of DNA-templated transcription; anatomical structure morphogenesis; cell differentiation. Gene Ontology annotation, molecular function: RNA polymerase II cis-regulatory region sequence-specific DNA binding; DNA-binding transcription factor activity, RNA polymerase II-specific. The coding region runs from base 1 to 1428 and encodes 475 amino acids. The record is from RefSeq and is a predicted model, not a curated record. NCBI's taxonomy places the organism in Eukaryota, Fungi, Ascomycota, Lecanoromycetes, Lecanorales, Ramalinaceae. The transcript is spliced from 3 exons.